AUGAUAAAUGACCAUGAACAUAUGAUAAAUCACCAUGAACAUGUGAUAAAUGACCGUGAACAUGUGAUAAAUGACCGUAAACAUAUGAUAAAUGACCGUGAACAUAUGAUAAAUCACCGUGAACAUACGAUAAAUGACCAUGAACAUAUGAUAAAUGGCCAUGAACAUACAAUAAAUGACCAUAAACAUAUGAUAAAUGACCGUGAACAUACGAUAAAUCACCAUGAACAUACGAUAAAUGACCAUGAACAUAUGAUAAAUGACCAUGAACAUGUGAUAAAUGACCAUGAACAUGUGAUAAAUCACCAUGAACAUGUGAUAAAUGACCAUGAACAUAUGAUAAAUGACCAUGAACAUACGAUAAAUGACCAUGAACAUAUGAUAAAUGACCAUGAACAUACGAUAAAUGACCGUGAACAUGUGAUAAAUGACCAUGAACAUACAAUAAAUGACCAUGAACAUAUGAUAAAUGACCAUGAACAUACGAUAAAUGACCAUGAACAUGUGAUAAAUGACCAUGAACAUAUGAUAAAUGACCAUGAACAUACGAUAAAUCACCAUGAGCAUGUGAUAAAUGACCGUGAACAUGUGAUAAAUGACCAUGAACAUACGAUAAAUGACCAUAAACAUAUGAUAAAUGACCAUGAACAUAUGAUAAAUCACUGUGAACAUACGAUAAAUCACCGUGAACAUAUGAUAAAUGACCGUGAACAUACAAUAAAUCACCAUGAACAUACGAUAAAUGACCAUGAACAUAUGAUAAAUGACCAUGAACAUGUGAUAAAUGACCAUGAACAUAUGAUAAAAUGA
Messenger RNA from Protopterus annectens (West African lungfish), 810 nucleotides. Its product is annotated as histidine-rich glycoprotein-like. NCBI's taxonomy places the organism in Eukaryota, Metazoa, Chordata, Ceratodontiformes, Protopteridae. The transcript has a single exon. Bases 1 to 810 code for a protein of 269 amino acids. The record is from RefSeq and is a predicted model, not a curated record.